Molecule: messenger RNA, 4038 nt
Organism: Punica granatum (pomegranate)
Lineage: Eukaryota; Viridiplantae; Streptophyta; Magnoliopsida; Myrtales; Lythraceae
Source: RefSeq, a predicted model, not a curated record
UGCACGGAAGGAAAUGCUGCAGACAGAGACAGGGCGCGAGCGGUGUGGAUGACGACGCUCUUGCCAUUACAUUACAUAUAAAUAAUAAUCCAUCCAGACCAGGGCGAUCGGUUCGAGUCCGACUCAGUUCUCCUCUCCUUGUAAAAUAGAUCUCUGAUUGAUGCAUGUAUGCAUGUAUGGUACCCAUCAUCGGAGCUUCCAAAUACCGCUUCCUCGACUGACUCAUGUGAUUGAUUUGCUUCCAUUGAAUUGAAUUCUGGUUAUGGACGUCGAGAGAUCGUCCCUCUGCAAUUGCGUGGUGAACUUCUUGCUGGAAGAGAACUACUUGCUCACCGCAUUCGAGCUCCUCCACGAGCUCCUUGACGAUGGCCGCGAUGCUCACGCCAUUCGCCUCAAGGAGUUCUUCUCCGAUCCAGCUCAUUUCCCUCCCGAUCAGGUCUCCCGCUUCAACUCUCUCCGAGUUGCCGAUCCUCAGAGCUUGCUAGAAGAGAAGGAAGCACUAGAAGAAAAAUUGGCAAUCUGUGAAUACGAGCUUCGUUUAGCAAAAGAGGACGUUGCAAAGUUGAAGACGGAAUUGCAGAGGAAGACAGAAUCAUCUCUUACUGAAUCAAGCGCUUCCAAUUCAGACUCAGUUAAGCAAAGACCAGAGGUACAACGGAAGAAGAGAGACGCUGCUAUUUCUGAUUUAGGCCCUCUAAAGGAUAAUGAACGUCAGGAUCUCAAUUGCGCAGUGAAAGAGUACUUACUUUUAGCAGGUUACAGGCUUACAGCCAUGACAUUUUAUGAAGAGGUCACUGAUCAGAACCUCGACAUUUGGCAGGAGACACCUGCUUGUGUGCCAGAUGCUCUACGGCAUUAUUACUAUCAGUAUCUCUCAUCCAGUACAGAGGCUGCCGAGGAGAAGAUCAAAAUGCUUUUAGAGAAUGAAUAUUUAAGAAAAGAAAAGACAAGGUUGAUAGAUGAGAAGGAUUCUCUGAUGAGAAACAAAGAUUUGGCAGAUAAUCAAAUAGCUACUUUGACGAAAUCAUUGGAGGCUACGCAGAGAGAUCUUAGGGACCGGGAGAACCAGGUACAAGUUGCGAAACAAAUGUUAGAGCAGCAAAGAAAGGAGCUGAAUGAGUGCAGAGCUGAGAUUACCUCAUUAAAGAUGCAUAUUGAAGGAUCAUUUUCCGGAAGGAAUAUUCUAGCUGGUGAUGUCGAUUCUCUCCAAUCUCAGACAUUGGAAAAAUACAAGGAAGAAAUAAAAUCACUUCAGUUGGAAUUAGAAAUUCUGAAGGCCAAAGAAGCAGCGGCUCCUGAUUCUCUAGAUUCAAUCAAUUUUUUGAAAGAAGAAACAGUUGUUGAGAUUCAUGAGGAUAAAGGUGCGCCAUCUCCAUCAAUUGAAGUAUCAUCAGGAACUGGAGACCCCAGUGAUGUUCAUUCACUGGCUGCUCAAGCCUCUGGUGGGGACACAUCUAAGCCCAAGGAAGUUUCAGUCCCUGUUUUGAUGGAUCAUUCCAAUAAUAAUGGUACCCCUAGCAAUGUUAAUGUCAGAUCCAAGGAAAAUGGUGAAGCACCAGCACUGGAUAGCAGAUCACACAUAAAGUCAGCUAAUUUGAACGGUGAAGCUGUUAUUCAGAAGAUGGGUUCAGAGACCAUUCAAAUUCUUGCUGAUGCCUUGCCAAAGAUUGUCCCUUUUGUUUUGAUCAACCACAGAGAGGAACUUCUUCCGCUGAUAAUGUGUGCAAUUGAGCGCCAUCCAGAUAGUAGCACUCGAGAUUCCUUGACACACACCUUGUUUAAUUUAAUAAAACGGCCCGAUGAACAACAGAGACAGAUUAUCAUGGAUGCCUGUGUUAGCCUUGCGAAGAAUGUAGGAGAAAUGAGAACAGAAACAGAGUUGCUUCCGCAGUGCUGGGAGCAAAUAAAUCACAUGUAUGAGGAGCGUAGGCUGCUUGUCGCGCAAUCAUGUGGACAACUUGCAGAGUUUGUCAGGCCGGAGAUUCGUGAUUCUCUUAUUCUAUCAAUCAUUCAACAACUGGUGGAGGAUGCUGCAACCGUAAUUCGUGAAGCUGCUGCUCACAACUUGGCUAUGCUUCUUCCGCUCUUUCCCAAUCUGGACAAAUAUUUCAAGGUUGAGGAGUUGAUGUUUCAAUUAGCUUGUGAUCCCUCGGGCUCAGUGGUGGAAACUACAUUAAAUGAGCUAGUUCCAGCAGUCAUAAAAUGGGGGAAUAAGCUAGACCAUAUCCUCAGAGUAUUGCUCUCUCAUAUCUUAGGUUCAGCUCAGCGUUGUCCACCACUUUCAGGCGUUGAAGGUUCUAUUGAGUCACAUCUCCGUGUUUUAGGAGAACGUGAGCGCUGGAAUAUUGAUGUUCUGCUGAGGAUGUUGUCAGUGAUACUUCCCUUUGUGCACAAAAAAGCAGUUGAGACAUAUCCAUUUUCUGCUGUUCCCGAUUCAACAGGAGCAUUGUUUUCCAGCUCGGUGCUGCAAUUAUAUGCAGAGGGAGAGUCGGAAUGGCCUGCAUUUGAAUGGUUGCAUGUGGACUGCUUGCCUGACCUAAUAAAGCUUAUGUGCUUCUUGCCGCAAAAAGAAGAUAAUUUAAGAAAUCGAACUACAAAGUUUCUCCUAGCUGUAUCCGAACAUUUUGGGGAAGCUUAUCUCACGCACAUCAUGUUGCCUAUAUUCAUGGUGGCAGUGGGGGAUGAUGCCGAUUUGACUUAUCUUUCUUCCACUGCCCAUUCUAAAAUUAAAGGGCUCAGACCGAGAACUGCUGUGGCUCAGAGACUUGCUAUUAUGUGUGUCCUGCCACUUAUGCUAGCCGGUGUAUUAGGUGCUCCUAGCAAGUGCGAACAAUUAACAGAGCAUUUAAGAAGGCUAUUGUUUCAGGGUGCAGUCACAGAGAGUCAGUCAAAGCAUACAGCCGAAAUCUUUUAUGCUGUCCGGUUUCUAUGUUCAUUCGAGGGACAUCACACCAUGAUAUUUAAUAUCUUAUGGGAAAUGGUUGUUAGCUCCAACACAGAUAUGAAAGUUAAUGCCGCCAACUUGUUGAAAGUCAUUGUACCAUAUAUAGAUGCAAGAGUUGCUUCUACUCACGUUCUACCCGCCCUGGUGACUCUUGGGUCUGACCAGAAUCUGAAUGUGAAGUAUGCAAGCAUCGAAGCUUUUGGGGGUGUGGCUCAACAUUUUAAAAACGACAUGAUUGUUGAUAAGAUACGAGUGCAAAUGGAUGCAUUCCUUGAUGAUGGAUCACAUGAAGCUACUAUUGCGGUGGUUCGCGCCCUAGGGAUAGCUGUACCACAUACCACAGAGAAACUUAGAGAUUAUCUUUUAGCCAAGAUUUUGCAGCUGACAAGUGGGCCAGUUCCAGCUGGUGAUGUGAUGCGUCGCCGUGAAAGAGCCAAUGCAUUCUGUGAAUCCAUCCGUGCUCUGGAUGCUACAGAUCUUUCCGCUGCUAGCGUUCGGGAUUUCCUCCUACCUGCGAUACAGAAUUUGUUAAAAGACCCAGAUGCCCUUGAUCCCGCGCACAAGGAAGCCCUCGAGAUCAUGCUGAAGGAACGCUCAGGGGGAACUCUGGACGCUAUCAGCAAGGUGAUGGGUGCUCAUCUUGGGCUGGCGUCAUCCAUGACCAGUUUCUUUGGUGAGGGGGGUCUGUUAGGCAAAAAGGAGACAGCCACGGAAGUGCCAGCAGAACAGCCCGAUUCUCCAAAGCCCACACUGCCACCUCCCAUGGAAGACACACGAUUCAGGCGGAUAAUGAGGGGAAAUUUUACGGACAUGCUGAGGGCAAAAGCAAAAGGUCCAGAGGACCAGACACAGUAAGAUUACUCUGUCGAAAAUGUUUUAUGUAAAUGAAUUGAUGCUAUUGGAUCUAAAAAGUAGGAGGAGGUUUUUCAUUCUUUAUAGGAUCUCUUCGGUCAUGAAGGUAAAGAAAGAUAAAAAUGAUGAGCGCAUUCUUUUGUUAGAGGGACCGGUUUGUCUUGUGGUGUUGGUUGUAUAAUUUUGGGUCGAGAGGGACCCCGAAAAAAAAAAAUCAGUGCAGGGCUUUCUUUUUCAUUUUA